Messenger RNA from Symbiodinium necroappetens, 1067 nucleotides. The record is from the annotation of a GenBank genome assembly. NCBI's taxonomy places the organism in Eukaryota, Dinophyceae, Suessiales, Symbiodiniaceae.
GCGAUAGGGCACUGGGAGAGUCUUUGCCGAAGACGACGGUGGAAGCCGAAGUACCAGAGGCAACUCAGGGAUCCUCGGGACCAAAGCCCCCCGCGGAGCAGUCCUCUUCUACCCCUUCGACCAUGGAGCUUCUGGGAAUUCUCGCCACCGGCAUGAAACAGCUGCAAGAUGCGCAACUUCGUCAGUUGGAAAAGAAAUCUGAUGUUCCGGAGGUGGUUAAGCCUGGAAUCUCCUCGUUGCCCUCGUUAUCGCAGCCAGGCCAAGACACAAGCCCAGUGGAUAUACAAGACUGGUUGGAAGAGGCUGGGAGUGUGAUGACGGAUCUCAGUGAUUCCAGCUGGGAGUGGUGGCUACAAGUCAAGGACUACGCGGAGGAACACUACAGAAAGUGGGUGAAGUCUACACCGCUGGAGAAAAUUUCCUUGGCGAUGCCAAAGAAUGCCUCGCUUGAGCAAGGGCGCUAUGGCAGGGUGAAUGCUCGAGCGGCGGGGAUGGUGUUGGCAGCCUUAACCCCGGAGGUCAAGAGUGAGAUGAUUACGAAGAAGGUCACUGGAAGCACCCUAAGCCUGAUCUUCAAGCUCCUCACGGUAUACAGACCAGGAGGGGAGAAAGAGAAGACUCUCUUGCUGCAACAACUCACCAGCCCCGAGGUUGCCAACACUGCUGAGGAAGCUGUUCGUGGUGUUCGACGGUGGGGGCGUUGGCAUGCGAGAGCAAAGGACCUGACCGUGGCGGUGCCGGACCCGGUGUUGAUGAUAAAGGGGCUCAGCUACAUAGUCUCGGGAGUUCUUUCGCGACAUCAAGAUGUAUGGCUGCGUGAGGAGCGCUACAACUACCGACCAGAGCGCCUCGUCGACAGCGGCCUCUUCCUCUGCGACUGCGAAACCCAAGGAAGGCGCGCAGAGUUCCUCCUCCUCUACCACGCCGGCUACCAGAUCGCUUACCACGGCGCCAGAAAGUACUUCCUCGGCACCAACGACAAGGCGAGGCUGGAGCUACAGUUGAUGGCGGCUAUGAAGGUCCCACCACAAGGGCACCAAGGCAAGUCCCGCAGCAAGAGGAGCUGA